AGUGUUUUCACGUCGCGUGCAUGACUGCUGUUGAUCUCGACCAUGAAUGAUGGCAGGGAACGCGUCUUCAAACAAGGAACAUCCCCUUGCGGGUGUGGUCCUCUGCUUCACCUCUAUUCUACCGGAACAGAGGACCGAGUUGGCCACCAUCGCUGGUGAAAUGGGAGCGACCCAUAAGUACGACCUUACCUCGGACGUCACGCAUUUGCUUGUUGGAGAAAUCAACACACCUAAAUACAAAUUCGUCGCACGUGAGCGACCAGAUGUGACUGUUCUCAGACCGGAGUGGGUUCAAGCCGUGCGGGAAUCGUGGAUGCAGGGCGGAGACACAAACAUUCGAGCGCUAGAGGAGCGGUAUAAACUUCCAGUCUUUGAAGGUCUCUCUAUUUGCAUAACCGGAUUCGAGGAUAUGUCCUUUCGAGAGCAUAUGGAGAAGACAGCUGUCGCACAUGGUGCUGAAUUCAAAAAGGACCUAACGAAAAGUGUUACACAUCUCGUUGUGAAGAACACAAAUGGGGAGAAGUAUAAAUAUGCAAUGCAAUGGAAUAUAAUACUUGUCACCCUUAAAUGGUUCAACGACAGUAUAAAGCGGGGAAUGGUGCUUGAAGAGGCUCUAUACCAUCCAACGCUGCCAUCAGAAAAACAGGGUGUCGGGGCCUGGAAUCGCUUUGUACCGGCUGUUAAAUACAAGGUUCAAGAACAUGACAGUCUGUUAAAUCCACGACCAAGAAAGUUGCGCAGGAUUGCAAGCGACAAAUUGGGUGGUCAAAAUGAAGGUAUCUGGAACGAUAUUGUAGGGUCUGGAAAUUCCGAGCCAAGAGGUUCUAGAAAUAGCCAACAGAGGGACGAUUUUAUAAAAACUUCACGACCUCCGCUAGUGGUUCAAGAGACGAAAUCGUUUGCUAGUGAGACCACCUCUCCUGACGCUCAGAAGCCUCCCGCGCAGUCCACUGUUCAGGCAGCAGCUGGUCAUGCCGAUGGCUUUCUUCACAGUUGCUAUUUCUUCAUUUACGGGUUCUCUGCGAAGCAGGUAAAUGUGCUGCGCCAUCACCUCCAAUUCAAUGGGGCCCAGUUAGUUGGCUCCUUACAUGAAUUCUCUCGUUCCGAUAUUCCAAAAAAUGGGUAUGGUCUGUAUACUAUCGUUUCUUAUAAGACUCCUCGAUCGGAAAUCCCGUCAACAGAUGACUUGGCGUUCGAAUGUGAGGUCGUAACGGAUAUGUGGCUGGAACGGUGUCUGGAUGCAAAAGCCUUGGUUCCGCCAGAAUUUCAUGUUGGGAGCACUCCGUUUUCAAAAUUUCCUCUACCAGGUUUUCAUGGGAUGAGAAUAUGCUCCACGGGCUUUGCGCGGAUUGAUCUUUUACAUCUUUCGAAAGUCGUUGCCUUAAUGGGCGGUCUUUACGAUGAGUAUCUGACCCCGAAAGCAUCUGUUCUGAUAUGCAAUGACCCCCGAUCUGUGAAUCAAGAGAAGCUACGCCAUACACGUGAAUGGCGGAUUCCAGUAGUAUCGGCAGACUGGCUCUGGGACUCAAUCCGAGUUGGCCUAAAGAAGCCACUUGAGCCAUACAUCGUUCAGAGAGCUUCAUCGCAGGACAGUGAAGCCAUACGAACGGGAUCAAACUGUCUUUCGAAGAAAGAACGCCCGCCCCAUGAUGUUGAACUAACAAAUAGAAACCCUAGACACACGGAUAAAGAUAGUAGCCUGCCACCAAAAACCCAGAACCCUUCUGCAGCUCCACAUCCUGAGAAGCAUAGUACGACCAAAAGGCAAAUCGAGCCUGUGAUGGGCGAUGGCUUUCUCAGAGAUUCCAAUAGAACACAGAAAGGGGAUACUACAUCGAAGUUCAAUUCACAGUCUUCGUCAAAAGAGCAAAACGAGUCUUCUCUGUCAGAGACUGCGCCUAGAAAACGGUCUGGCUCAAACCAAUCAAUGUCUUCAGGGGUAACAUCCGCCUUUGGCCUUGCGCUAAAUGGGCUCCUUAAACAGGCGAGAGCCGCGAAUGCGCGCUCCCUAGCCGAAUCAGGAGAGAAGAAUGACACCUCUGGCCGGAGAAAACGAAUGCCACUUAUUGGGAGAGCAAAUUCCACAACUGAUCAAUCCAUCUUCUCGCGAGCGAGCUCCAUUGACACCCUCAACGAAGACGGAUGCGGCAGUGCCAUCGAGAGUGUCAAUACAGAUGGGAAUAACACGAACACGCGUGCAAAUAGCGCGAACGGCCUUCAAAGUUUCACAUCCUUGCUCAGUGGUGCAAGACUUGAGUUUACCGAGGACGCUUCCCUUUACCCUCCGUACGAGGAAGAUGAAGACCAGACCCCUGCCAUGACACAGCUUGAUUACGAAGACCCAGAUGCUGCGGCAAUGAGACAAGAGUUCCUCCAGUCUGCGGGCAGGAUAAAUAAUAAACCACCUGCUGAAGGGGCCAUAGUAGGUGAGCUCAAGGAGCUAGAAGAUGCAGGAUGGGGCAAUGGUAGGAGAACAAGGCACGCAGCGAAGGUAGUUGAAGGAUGA
Molecule: messenger RNA, 2506 nt
Organism: Monascus purpureus
Lineage: Eukaryota; Fungi; Ascomycota; Eurotiomycetes; Eurotiales; Aspergillaceae
Source: the annotation of a GenBank genome assembly